AUGGACGGCACUGCCAUCGGGUCGGAAGACCACUUCGACCCUCCGUCACGCCUGUUUGAGCGCCUCCGCCAGAUCGCCGGUUACACCUGGGACGAGUCCAGACUCCCCUUCCACACAUCUUACGACAUCUGGCACGUAUGCGGCACCAGAUUUGUGUCGCCCUACCCACCGUCGUCCUCUUCGUCCCACCCCGCCUCGAGCCCCGGCUCGGCCGCAAGGCUACAGUCCGGCCGACCGUCGCCCUCCGAACAUGCAAGCUCUUCGAGUCUUCACUCAGGCCUGCCCAGCGAUGCCAGCAGCGACUUCUCGGCCGCCUCGCCCCCCAUAAACCCCUCCGGCGCCGCUGAGAUAUCAUACGUAGAGGAGCCCGUGGUAGCCCGCGUCUCCUACCAUGUGCUCCGCGAAGAGAGAGCCUUUCACAUAGCCAAGAACCUGUUUGCCACGGCCGAUCCCCAAGGGCACCACAUUGUCAAGCCGCUCGACCUUAUCCGCCUCGCCCCCCACCCGGGCGACCGCGGGUCCAUCGUCGUCGCAAUAUAUCAGCAUCCUGGCCAGAAUUACCUGUUCGACCUGAUGGACAUGGGGCCGGCGUUCUACAAGGCGAGAAAGGUGGACGACCGUUAUGAGGCGUAUCGAAGGACCAAAUUCCGCCUGCAGCCCCCGAUAGACCUGCAAUACUUCCUCGACUUCGCCAUCGGUGCAAGUCAGUGUCUUGAGAUACUUCACUACGGCCAGGUAAUAACGCAUGGAGAGAUCCGCCCGGACGCCUUCCACUUCAACAUCGAGACCAACUCGGUCAAGCUGAUCAACUUCGGUACCGGGACAAGGUCGUUCGAGGGUGGCCUGUCGAGUACGUCAUGGUCGAGCUUGUCUAAGGAGCUGGGUGCGAAGAACAAGCUCCUCUACAUCAGCCCCGAGCAGACAGGGCGCAUGCCAGCGGAACCUGACAGCCGGACCGACAUCUAUUCGCUGGGCGUGGUAUUCUGGACACUGCUCACGCAGCAGCCCGUGUUCGAGGGCGAGACACCACUAGACAUCGUGCAGGGCGUUCUCGGCCGGAGGAUUCCUAACCUGUCGCAGGUCCGGCUCGACAUACCCGACGUGAUCGGCCGCAUCAUACAAAAGUGCACGGCGAAGACCGUCGCAGAUCGAUACCACUCGGCUAGCGGCCUCAAGCACGACCUGCUCAAGGUGCAGCAGUUUCUGACUGACGGCGACUGGUUGGCGUUGAAGGAGUGGAAGAUCGGCGAAAAGGACAUCUCAUCCUUCUUCAUACUGCCCAGCAUGAUGAUCGGGCGGCAGAAGGAAAGGGCAGACCUCGUUAGAGUGAUCGAGCGGGUUGCCAAGACCCACUCGAUGAAUCAAAGGUCGCCAAACAACCGUUUCUCGGACGGUUCGCAACUCUCGGUCGAGCUCCCCGACUGCGGCGACCUGUCGAGCGAGGGCGCGAGCUCCGCGGAGGGCACCACCCGCCGUAGCGGCUCCUUCACGCAUACUACCUCCUCUGAUCCUAGGCAGUCGAGGGCUAGCUUUGUGCCGUCCGUCCUGUCCGACACCCAGACAAUAUCGGGUGACACCAUCGCCUCGUCCAACUCGGGGCCGUUCGGGCGCAUGACGAGACCGUGGGAGAGACAGUGGGAGAGGCACCAGUCAGUGUCCAUCGAGACGCGGAGCCUCGCCGACGGCAUCGGCACGCCCACGGAUAGCAACCGGCUCAGUGCCGUUGAGUCAUCGUCCUCGAGCCUGUCCCGCCAGCUCGGCUCGGCCAAGUUCCGGAGGCGCGGGCAUUGCGAGAUCGUCCUCGUAGAGGGGGCGGGUGGCCUCGGGAAGAGCUGCCUCUACCAGUCCGUUCUCGCCGAGGCCAGGCGAAGAGGCUACUGCGCCACGGCCAAGUUCGAUACGGCUCGCCGGACUGCUUUCGGGCCGCUGCUUAAGCUGCUGUCGUCCCUCUUCAAGCAGGUCUUUGGCGAGCGCAAUACGGACACGCAGUUUCACCAGGCGCUGAAGCAGUAUGUCCGUCCUGUGUGGCCGACGCUCCACAAGGUUCUCGGGCUUCCCGACUUCCUCAUCGGCGCCCUCGACACCUCCGUCCCCCGAUCCGUCUCCAUCACGCAAAGCGUGACCCAGACUCGCCAUAUCAGGGCCGGCCUCAAGAGACGCGGUUCGUCCCCAGGAAGCUCCCCUGGGCGCCUGACCAAGCCCGCAGUCAUAUCAUCCCAGGCGUCCCAGGACUUCCUGCGAGCGGGCGGCGCGACCAAGACGAUGCGUCUGAUGAACACGUUUCUCGAUGUGCUGCGCAUGUUCACGUCCCACAAAUUCAUCUGCUUCGUGCUGGACGACCUUCAUUUUGCCGACGACGAGUCGAUGGAGCUAAUUACUCAGAUCAUUGGGGCGCGGAUGAAGAUGGUUGUCAUCAUUACCUACCGGCCAGAGGAGCUAUCCCCCGAGCGGGUCCAGUCCAUCAUUCAAGCUCCCGAAUCCGAAGGUGAGCAAGCCCGCCGCCCUUCGAGGACGGCGCUGUGUGCUAACGGAACGGCAGAAUUCCCGCGAUCGGGCGGCCCAGUCGUCACCCGCAUCAAGCUGUCCCCUCUAGGCGAGGACGACAUCAUCCAAUAUGUGGCGACGACGCUGUGCAGGCCCAAGGAGGAGGUUCUCCCUCUGGCGCUCGUCAUACAGUCAAAAACAGCAGGCAACCCGUUCUACAUGCGCGAGAUGCUCAGUGCGUGCUAUAGGAAAAAGUGCAUCUGGUACGACUACAGGGACAGCAACUGGCACUUUGACCUCGACAGACUGUUUGAGCACUUCAAGGGCGCGAGCGACUACGACAUACUCGACACCGGCUUCAUCACCCGCAGGUUGAACGAGCUGCCGCCCGCGUCUAGGGCAAUGCUCGCCUGGGCUGCCCUGUUGGGGUCCUCCUUUUCUUUCGAGCUCAUCUCCCGGCUCAUGAGCGGCGAGUUCCAGUACGAUGACGAAGACGAGAACGAAACCAUGUGUCGAGGAGUGGGCAACGAGCAAUACCAUGCGCGGUAUUCCCAGCAGGAGGCGAUUGACGGGCUGCAAGCGGCCGUGCAGGCCUACAUCAUCGUCCCCAGCGAGACGGACGACAGGUUCCGCUUUGCCCACGACAGAUUUAUACAGGCAUCGGCGGCGUUGAAGGAGUGCAACGCUCGCAAGAUGCACUUUGUCAUUGCCCAGACUCUGUUGAAGUAUUAUUCGGCAGACCCUAGGGCCAAGGACAACACGGCCUCGCACAUCUGCGAGUCUGUCGACAUCAUCAAGAAGCGCAUCCCCAGGCGUCAGUCGUACCGCAAACUGCUGUUCGAGUCCGCGCAGGCGGCCGUCGAGAACUGUGCCCGUCCAACUGCUUCCAAACUAUAUAGCACAGCGGUUGCACUCCUCCAGCCCGACCCCUGGGACGACGAGCUUGAGGACGUCUCCUAUGACGAGACCAUGCAGCUGCAUUUGCGAGCUGCCGAAUGCUACCUCUACAUGGGCAACCAUGCGGCAGCCAACGCCCUGCUAGAGAACGUCUUCCAAUGUGCCCGCACACCUCUCGACAAGGCGCCUGCCUACGUUCUGCAGUCUAGAACCCUCGCGCAGAGCGGCAACGCCAAGGGAGCUCUCGCCUCCCUCAAGGAGUGCCUGCAUGCACUGGACGUGGAAUUCGACGAUAACCCGACGUUCGAGAAGUGCGACGACCAGUUUGAGAAGAUGUCUGUGAGGAUACAAACCAUGGACAAGAACGAGCUCAUGAAUCCGCCACAGUCACAAGAUCCCGGCCUGCCGUCUGUCGGCGCAGUACUUGCCGAGACGGUCAGUGCCGCGUGGUGGAGCGACUAUCUACGCUUCUACCACCUCUCUCUCGUCAUGCUCGACCUGCAUCUCACUCGCGGCGCCUUCCCGCAGUCCGGAAUGGCGUUCCUCCACCUCGGUCUGAUUGCCCUGGCCCGGUUCAACAUGGUCAGCUUCGCCGUCGAGGUGGGCAACGUCUGCAUCGAGCUGCUUGACCGGUACCGCGAUCCCUUCUCCAUGGCUAGGGGCUACAUGCUGUACGCCAACUUCAUCGGGCACGUCCAGAUCCCUGUGGCCGUGGCGCUGAGCCAUCUGGAGGGCUCGGUCGACUACGCAGCAGCAGCCGGCGAUAGGAUUUCCUCGAUCCUGAGCUUCGGACUGGCGGCGCAGCUGAAGUUUUUUGCCAGCGAGAACUGCUCCGACUUGGAGGCCUUCUGCCGGUAUGGCUGCGAAGAGAUACCCAACUGGCAGCAAGACACGCGGGGGGGCACCCUUCUCAUCUCGAUCCGACAGGCGUGCCGUGCCCUGCAGGGGAAGACGCGCACCACCGAGUCACUCGAGGUCAUGACCGACGAGCAGCACAGCUCGGCCAAUUACAAGUUAUGGCUGAGGGCCAACACGCAGAACGGCAACCGGUCGAUUCUCUGGUACGAGAGCAUCGAGAUUGUGCCCCUGUUCAUCUAUGGGCACUACGACCGCGCCAUCGAGAUUGGCCAGGCGUGCUACGAAGCUAUCCAAAACCUGUGGUCCGCCCGCAACAGCAGGCUGGUCAUGUUUUUCUACGGCCUUGCACUCGCGGGAAGCAUGGUCCGCAAGCUCAACGACCCCAGGCUAGACCCCGGCAGUCUGACCGACGAAACGGAGGACACUCUGCACAAGCUCCGCGAGCUGACCAAGAGGAUCAAAGAGUGGGAGGUCUACACCGAGGUUAACUACAUGUCAUGGUCCAGGAUCCUCGAGGCGCAAACUGCAGAAUUGACGGGCGAUUAUGGCGGCGCCGUCAAGCUCUACGAAGAGGCUCUUGACAACGCUGAGGAGCACAACUACCUGUUCGAGGCGGCGCUGGGCAAUACGCUGAUGGCGGGCACGCUCGUCAGACGCAAGGCCCGAAGGUUGGCUCGCUCUGCGCUCAGGGAUGCCAUUGCGUUCUACCGCCAGUUCGGGGCCGUUGCCGUCGCCGACCGUCUCGAGGAGGAGCACGCUGUCCUGCUUCACAGUCCGGCACGAAACCCCAGGACGACGGACGUCGCCGUGCAGACCGACUUUGCCGGCGACAGCGGCACGGUCGACUACCGCGCCGUCGAGGGCGAGGAAGGCCCAGAUGGGCUCCAGCAGUCCAACCACACCGCCAUCGCCGACAUUAAGGGCGAGCGGAUCGGUGCGUGGCGCGGCUCAAUGCACGAGCACAACGAACCCGGGGUAGGUCUGCCUGCACUCGAUAUGAUCGAUUUGCACGCGAUCCUGCUCUCGUCUCAGGUCAUCUCUGGCGUCCUCCGGGUCGACGAGUUGCUCAAGACCAUGUGCGACGUCAUCCUGCAGACCUGCGGCGGCUCGGCUACGCUCGCCGCCAUUGUCGUCCAAGACUCGGACGAGUCUGGCUGGAGCCUCGCCGCCAGCGGCGACCCGGAAAGGGGCGCGUCGGCGCAUAUCCCAGGCCUGCCUCUGGCUGGCACCUCACUCGUCGCCGAAAACGUCAUACUCUACUGCACCCGUUUCCGAGAAGCAGUCUUCAUCCCCGACAUCGUUAGCGAUGAGCGGUUCGGCAACGUGAGCGAGGCCUGGCUGCAGCGGAACGUCUUCAGCAAGGCCAUCAUCGCCAUCCCCAUCUGCCACGGGUCCAAGCCGCUCCUCGGUGUCUUGUACCUCGAGGGCGAGCCGGGCUCCUUCACCGACCGCAACGUCUCCGUCUUGCAGCUGCUGGUGAACCAGAUCGGCAUCAGUUACUCCAAUGCCCUGGCCAUGAAAGCCGUCGAAAAGGUCUCGGCAGAGAACGUGUCCAUGGUCGCCCUGCAGAAGCGUGCCUUGGCUAAGGCUCUCGAGGCAGAGACCAAGGCCAAACACGCCGAGGCCGAGGCCAAGCGCAACGUCAAGCUGGCCGAGGAGGCUGCCAAGGCCAAGUCCAUCUUCCUCGCCAACGUCUCCCACGAGCUGCGCACGCCUCUCAACGGCGUCAUAGGAAACUCGGAGCUGCUCAAGGACAGCGACCUGGACAAGGAUCAGCAGGAGAUGGCGGACAAUAUCAAGGUGUCUGCGGAGCUGCUGCUGACCGUCAUCAAUGACAUACUCGACUUUUCCAGAAUGGAGGCCGAUAAGAUGAAACUCUACGUCAUCGCCUUCAACCCCGAAGAGAUGGUGCGCGAGGUUGUGCGCGCGGUGUCGUACAGCAACCGGCAAAAGACAAAGCAGAAGAAUGUCAAGAUUAUACAGGACAUCGACCUACCUCCCAUGCUCAUCUUUGGUGACCCUAUCAGACUUCACCAAGUCUUGGGCAACCUUAUUAGCAACAGUCUCAAGUUCACCGAGGAUGGAUCCAUCACCAUUGGCGCCCGCGUCGAGUCGGAAACCAACGACAAAGCCACCUUGUUGUUCAGGGUGCAGGAUACGGGCAUCGGCAUCCCGCAGCAGCAGCUGGUCAAGCUCUUCCAGCCGUUCAGCCAGGCAGAUACCAGCACGGCUCGCAAGUACGGCGGCAGCGGUCUUGGUCUGAGCAUCUGCAAGUCUCUGAUUGAGACGAUGAUGAAGGGCAAGAUCCAGCUCGACAGCCAAGAAGGCGUCGGGACGACGGCAUGGUUCAAGGUUACGUUUGACAAGGCCAAGUCCGACGUAUCUGCCGGCGACGCGCAGCAGAUGAAGUCCCCGCCAGCCAUCGAGCGCUCCGCCUUCCUCGCCGAGCGCGACACGUCGCCGAACCCGUUCCUGGACCUCACCGCCAUCCCCAAGGACCAAAUCAGGAUCUGCAUCGCGGAAGACAACCCCAUUAACCAAAAGAUAGCCAUCCAGUACGCGCAGCGUCUGGGCUACACCACCGUCGACGCCUACGAGAACGGCCUGAAGGCUGUGGAGGGUCUACGGCAGAAGGCCAGGGAUGGUCGGCCGUACCACGUGGUCCUCAUGGACGUGCAGAUGCCCGUGCUCGACGGCUACGAGGCGACCAAAAUGAUCCGCAAGGACCCAAUAGACGUCGUGCGCAAGAUACUCGUCAUCGCCAUGACGGCAUCGGCCAUUCAGGGCGACCGCGAGAAGUGUCUGGCGGCGGGCAUGAACGACUACCUAGCAAAGCCGGUGCGCUCCGAGGUGCUGAAGAAGAAGCUGGACACCUACGUCAGCCCUCAGGUAUCCAUCGCUCCGUCUCCCGAUGCCGCACGCUCUGCUUCCACGUCGCCGACGUAUAUCACCACCGACCUCAACGGGGCCGGGGCCAGCUUCCAUCUGCCCGUAAGGGAGAACCCGGCAUACAGCCGUCCGUCGGGAAGCAGCAACAACACGGUGCACAGCCGAGCAUCAAGCGACUCAAGGUCCGCUGUCGAUCUGGGCUUGGUAGCCGAGACACAAUCGCAGGCGCCGUCUCAGAAACGUUCGUCGCGCAAGCUCACCAAGACACGCACCAGCAACGAGUCGCUGCCGACCGAGAAGCCGAGGACGGUGCUUACCAAGAAGGCGCCACAGCGCCAAGGGACGACCUCGUCGACGGACGAGAACCUCAAAGCGGAGAAUCUACCGUACCAAGCUGCAAACCGCAACAGCGUGAGCUCGCAAGGGUCAAGCACCAGAGACAAGAUCUUCCCUGGUUAA
Messenger RNA from Colletotrichum higginsianum IMI 349063, 7587 nucleotides. Its product is annotated as Hsp90-like protein. The record is from RefSeq and is a predicted model, not a curated record. The transcript has 3 exons. Bases 1 to 7587 code for a protein of 2528 amino acids. Gene Ontology annotation, molecular function: phosphorelay sensor kinase activity; protein binding; ATP binding. Lineage: Eukaryota; Fungi; Ascomycota; Sordariomycetes; Glomerellales; Glomerellaceae. Gene Ontology annotation, biological process: phosphorelay signal transduction system; protein autophosphorylation.